AUGAAAAAUGCGCUUUGGGUCGCAUGGCGGGUUCCCUGCCUGGGGCUCCGCACGGUAGCAUUCCGCCCUACCGAACUCCGCACGUUCAGCACAUACACCACACGCCCAUCACUACUCUCAUUUCCGACCCAAGUGUUUUCAUUGACCUCUCAAUUACGUCAAUCGCCGGUAUCUACCAUAUCUCGUCGUUUCAAGCGUACCUCUGCCAAAUCCAACCCAGCGGCGAUUCUUCCCCGCGUCCCAGAUGCCGAAAUCAAAGCUAUCUUUGGGCCGUCCAGGUUCAGCCCCAAACUCGGAAACCGGAUCCUGAAUACACUGCAAGGUCAUCGUCUCACUGGAACUCUUGAUGCGGAAUUGCCCAGUGAGAUCGUCAGCGGCGUCAACCAGCAACAAAUCGACACAGCCAUGGAUUGGCUCCGAAACAAAUACCCCGUUGACGAGGACGCCGCUAUUCUCGCUCGUAUAGAGCGUGAAGAACGAGCUGAGCAAGAUAAGCUCAUGCGCCGCGCUGAAAAACUGGGGCUGUAUAAGCCACAGAGUGGCUCCUACGAAGCUGAGCUUGGGGAAGAAGGUUCUCCCUAUGGCAAGAGUGUUUUAAUAGAGGCCCGUCAACAGAACGAGAAGCGAUUAUUGGCAGAGCAGCAACGCUUGUCGGUAGAGCGAGAACGCCAACGUCAGGAAUGGCUUGAUGGUGAAAGAGAAGAGCAGGAACGUCUGGACCGUCGCUCUAAUCAGGAUACUUCUCUCCAGCAGUAUCAGGAGAAUGCGCUAAUGGAGGCUCGUCCCCGUGCAGACCCCAAUGAGCGGCCGGUACUAGCCUGGGUCCAAAAACACCAUAUUGCUGGUACCCAUGAGACUCCUGAAGAUGCCAACAUCACAACUACCCAACGUCUGCUCGCCCCGAUCCUCUUCACCAUCACAGUUCUCGGGCUUUGUUAUGCCUUCGCCCAGAAAUAUGAGUUCCCCGCCAGGAACGACCGUUUCAUGCCGGACGUGCCUCCUGCGGUGGCUACUGUCGGUGCGAUAGUAGGCGCUAAUCUGGCCGUUACUCUGCUUUGGAAAUUCGUUCCUCCCGCUUGGAGAUUGCUCAACCGUUAUUUCGUCAUCGUUCCUUUCUACCCCAGCUCACUUGGAAUGAUUGGAAGUACAUUCAGCCAUCAGACAUGGAGACAUCUAGGAACUAACAUGAUGGUUCUGGCUCUUAUGGGAACAAGAGUUCACGAUGAAAUCGGCCGUGGAAACUUCCUCGCAAUCUACUUCGCCUCUGGAGCCAUGGGAUCUAUUUUCUCACUCACGCGCAGUGUUCUUCUUGGCAAUCUAGGAAUGACAUCUCUGGGCGCAAGUGCUGCCACCAGCGGCAUUGUCGCUGCAUGGUGCAUGUCCCACUUCGAUGACAAAAUCACCAUGUGGAUUCUCCCUCACGAAUUGCGAGAGAAGAUCUGGACGCAUGGAUGGUUCUUCCUCGCAUGUUUGGUUGGAACGGAGGUUUUCAGCUUGAUAGCGCCAGCACGUUUCUUCCGUGUCUGGCCCCUUUCCAGACUCACCAAAAUGGACCACGCUGCCCAUCUGGGUGGUUAUGUUGCUGGCGCUGGAUGUGGUUACACGCUCCUGCAAAAGCAGAAGGAGCGGGAGCGCAAGGCGAGGCAGUCAAAGUGGUUUUGA
Molecule: messenger RNA, 1662 nt
Organism: Penicillium brevicompactum
Lineage: Eukaryota; Fungi; Ascomycota; Eurotiomycetes; Eurotiales; Aspergillaceae
Product: rhomboid protease PCP1
Exons: 5
Coding region: 1-1662 (553 amino acids)
Cellular component (GO): membrane
Molecular function (GO): serine-type endopeptidase activity
Source: RefSeq, a predicted model, not a curated record